GCCUGAUCUCAUGGAUAAUUAUUUGGCUUUAGUGCUUUCAGCUUUUAUUACCAAUGGACUUCUAGAGGGCCUGGUUGAAGUGAUUACCAGUAGCGAUGACCAUGUAUCUGUUAGAGCAACUAUCCUUUUAGGAGAACUUUUACAUAUGGCAAACACAAUCCUUCCUCAUUCCCACAGCCAUCACCUGCACUGCUUACCAACGCUAAUGAACAUGGCAGCAUCUUUUGACAUCGUGAAAGAGAAAAGACUACGAGCGAGUGCUGCACUCAACUGCUUAAAACGCUUCCAUGAGAUGAAGAAGAGAGGACCUAAACCUUACAGUCUCCAUUUAGACCAUAUUAUUCAGAAAGCAAUUUCAACCCACCAAAAAAGAGAUCAAUAUCGUGUACAGAAAGACAUCUUUAUUUUAAAGGAUACAGAAGAAGCCCUUGUAAUGAAUCUUCGAGACAGCCAGGUUCUUAAUCAUAAAGAAAAUCUUGAGUGGAAUUGGAAUCUGAUAGGGACCAUACUGAAGUGGCCAAAUGUAAAUCUAAGGAACUAUAAAGAUGAACAAUUGCACAGGUUUGUAAGGAGGCUGCUGUAUUUUUACAAGCCUAGCAGUAAACUUUAUGCCAACCUGGAUCUGGACUAUGCUAAGGCUAAGCAACUCACCGUGGUGGGUUGUCAGUUUACUGAGUUUCUUCUUGAAUCAGAAGAGGAUGGACAAAGUUACCUGGAGGAGUUGGUUAAAGAUAUUGUGCAUUGGCUCAAUUCAUCAUCAGGAAUGAAACCUGAACGUAGUCUUCAAAAUAAUGGGUUAUUGAACAAACUGAGGAAGAGGGAAAUGGAGGCCAAAACAUGCCCUUUCCUUAGGAAUGGUAAAAGGAAGAUUAGGCAAAAUGUGGGUCCACUGGUGAACAGCGUGGGUGCCCUGGUUACAAAAGACACAGAAAAAGCAGAGUUACUUUAUGACUUCUUCACUUCUGUGUUUACCAAGGGCAGCCCUUUAGAGUCCCAGGCACUAGGGACAAGAGAAGGUCCCCAGAGAGAGGAAGACCUGCCCUGGUUAGGGGAAGAUUGGAGCUGCAGGUUGUAUGCAACGAAACACUUACGAGUAUUACUGAGAGCAAACGUAGAGUUCUUCAGCAACUGGGGGAUUGAGUUACUGGUGACCCAGUUACAUGAUAAAAAUAAAACUAUUUCUUCAGAGGCACUUGAUAUUCUAGAUGAGGCAUGUGAAGACAAGGCCAAUCUUCAUGCCCUCAUCCAAAUGAAACCAGCGCUUUCUCAUCUUGGAGACAAAGGUUUACUUCUACUCCUAAGAUUUCUGUCCAUUCCAAAGGGGUUUUCCUACUUAAAUGAAAGAGGCUAUGUAACAAAGCAAAUGGAGAAAUGGCAAAAGGAAUAUAAUUUAAAGUAUGUUGAACUAAUUGAAGAACAACUUAAUGAAGCACUUACCACAUAUCGCAAACCUGUUGAUGGUGACAAUUACGUUCGUCGGAGCAACCAAAGAUUACAGCGACCACAUGUCUACCUGCCCAUUCACCUUUAUGGCCAACUGGUGCACCAUAAAACAGGCUGCCAUUUAUUGGAAUCUCAGAGUAUUGUUCCAGAUCUCAGUUACACUGUUCGUUCCCCAAUGCUAGAUAAGUGGGAAGGAAUUAAGCAGCUCAAAGCAGCUCUUUGGGCUUUGGGCAACAUUGGAUCAUCAAAUUGGGGUCUUAACUUGCUUCAAGAGGAGAAUGUGAUCCCUGAUAUAAUGGCACUUGCCCAGCAUUGCGAGGUUCUCUCCGUUAGAGGCACCUGUGUCUACGUGCUUGGUUUAAUUGCCAAAACCAAACAAGGAUGUGACAUUUUGAAACAUCAUAACUGGGAUGCAGUGAGGCACAGUCGUAGACAGCCUUGGCCAGUGGUCCCUGAUGACAUGGAGCAGCUCUGCAAUGAACUUUCCUCUAUACCCAGCACUCUCAGCUUGAACUCUGAGUCCACUAGUUCUAGGCAUAAUAGUGAAAGUGAAUCUGCACCUUCAAGUAUGUUUAUCAUGGAGGAUGACCGUUUUGGCAAUACUUCCACUAGUACAUUCUUCCUAGAUAUUACUGAAGAUGCAGAACAAAUAUUUUAUGAAAGACCUGGACCUUCAAAGGACAAGGAUCGUAGUCCCUUUCCAUUUUUUUCUUCUAGCAGAUUUGUGAAAAAUCGCAUUUUAAACUCACUUACUCUACCUAAUAAAAAGUACAGAAGUAGCAGUGAUUCGAAAGGAGGAAAACUGGCAUCAUCUGACAGUAAAUCAGGCCUGAGGCGAAAUCGUACUGUAACAGAACCUUCCAGUAGCCUCGACUUUACUCCUGGGGAGGAGUUCAACCCUGCUUUCAGAGUUCCUAAAAUCCAGACUUUACGAUUAGAAACUUCUUUUGUUGGAAGUAAACACACAGAAGACACUGAUAGUACCCCGAGUAUUGGAGAAAAUGACUUGAAGCUGCCAAAAGGUCUUGGAAACGAAAAUCACCGGGAUAACACAAGCAGAGAAAGGCUAAUAGGAGAUGGUUCUACACAAACACAUUUCAAGAGCCGGAGCUUAAGUUUUAAUACAGAUACCACAACAAGUGGCAUAAGCUCAAUGAGCUCUAGCCCUUCUAGGGAGACUGUAGGUGUGGACACUACAAAUGUAGACACUGACUGUGGGAGUUUGAGUACUGUGGUUAGCACAAAAACAGUUAAACCGAGUCACUGUUCAACCCCACAGUCUAACCACCUGCCUCUCUCAAAAUCAAAUUCUGUAUCCCUGGUACCCCCAGGGUCUUCUCAUACACUUCCUCGAAGAGCCCAGUCUCUUAAAGCUCCUUCUCUUGCUACAAUAAAAAUUCUUGCUGACUAUAAUUUUAGCUAUACAAGUUCUCGAGAUGCGUUUGGCUACGCUACACUAAAACGCUUACAACAGCAGAGGAUGCAUCCCUCACUGUCCCAUUCAGAAGCUCUAGCAUCUCCAGCCAAGGACGUGCUGUUUACUGACACUAUCACCAUGAAGUCUGGCAGCCUGGACUCUCGGCUAACCCCAAGCCGGUUCAUGAAAGCUUUAAGUUAUGCUUCGUUAGAUAAAGAAGACUUAUUAAGUCCUAUUAACCAAAACACACUUCAGCGUUCCUCUUCUGUUCGCUCCAUGGUUUCUAAUGCUACAUAUGGUAGCUCUGAUGAUUACAUUGGCCUUGCGCUCCCCGUGGAUAUCAAUGAAAUAUUUCAGGUAAAGGAAACUCCGUAUUUCCAGAAAAAGACCACACCUCCAUUUGAUGACCAUGGAGCUCGAGUCUUUGCACCUGAUGCGGGAGGUCUACAAUCAGGUACAAGUGAUGUUGUCAAAAGUCCUUUCCAGAUGCUUCGACAGCAGAUCAGUCUCACAGAAAUAAUGAAUACAAGCCGUUCAGAUGCCUCUCAGUUUCUAGAAAAUACAGAGGAUACUGGACUGCAGGAGCACACAGAUGAGAACUGUCUUUAUUGUGUCUGCAUUCAAAUCUUGGGUUAUCAGCCUAACAACAAAGUGAACUCUUCAUAUAGUCGUGCAGAUUUUUCAGACAUUCCAUAUACUGACUGGUGUGGGCAGGCCAUACACAAUCACUUGGAUGUGCAUUCCUCCAAAUUUUCUGGAAUUUCAGGCUGUAGCGAUGCAGUAUCCCAUGGUUCAGCUAGCAGCACCAAGAGUACAGAGCUUGUCCUAGGAGUAAAAUCAAUUCCAGAUGAUACGCCAGUGUGUAGGAUACUGCUGCGGAAAGAAGUCUUACGUUUAGUGAUCAACUUGAGCAGUUCUGUAGGAACAAAGGGCCAUGAAACUGGACUCCUGACAAUAAAGGAGAAGUAUCCCCAAGCAUUUGAUGACAUAUGCCUUUACUCCGAGGUGUCCUACUUGUUAGCACACUGUACAUUUCGACUACCGUCUCGAAGGUUUAUUCAGGAGCUAUUUCAAGAUGUACAGUUUUUACAAAUGCACGAAGAAGCAGAGGCUGUUCUAGCAACAUCAACAAAACAACCAGUAAUUGAUGCAUCAGCUGAAUCCUGACCUCUGUCUCAGGCAGUGUAUCAUAUAUGGACUUAACUGAAAUCCUCAAAUAACCUCCAGUUGCCUGGAUGUACUACUUUGGAGCAUCAUCUUCUAGACUGUUCCAGAAGCUACUGGUACCAGAAGAGUGAACUGAAAACCUUUCUUUUCCUCAACCAAUUACUGCCCCAGUCUUUUGAGCCCUUUGGGGAGUUAUUAAACAUUACCAUAGUUUUAAUAAUAAUAAUUACCAGUAUAUGUAAGAGCCAAGCACUGAACACCUCCACAAAUUUUCAUUUCAUUUUUUAACAUAAAUAAAAAA
Messenger RNA from Tinamus guttatus (white-throated tinamou), 4328 nucleotides. NCBI's taxonomy places the organism in Eukaryota, Metazoa, Chordata, Aves, Tinamiformes, Tinamidae. The record is from RefSeq and is a predicted model, not a curated record.